AUGAGCUCCCAAGAUCUCGCGUCCGGGACGCCUCCUUCCGCCCCGAGAAAGACGCCCAUCCUCGCCCCCACGCCCGACAGCAAGCCUCCCGCCCGCGCCGAGCUUACCCCCGAUCAGACAGCCAAGUACGAAACACUGCUCACCAAGGCCAGAUCCUGGACGGAGGUGACCUGCGACAAGGAAAAGGACAAGUCCGGGCCUCUCACCGACCGCGAGCGUGCCUGGCUAACCCGCGACUGCCUCCGCCGCUACCUCCGCGCAACAAAGUGGAAUGUCGACGACGCCGCCAAGCGCCUGCAGGCCACCCUGGGCUGGCGCCGUGAAUACGGCCUCGACGGCUUCACACCCGACUACAUCUCACCCGAGCAGGAGACGGGCAAGCAAAUCAUCGUCGGCUACGACAAGAUGGGCCGCCCGUGUCAGUACCUCAACCCGGGACGCCAAAACACCGACGCCAGCCCCCGACAGAUUCACCAUCUCUUUUACAUGAUGGAGCGCGUCACCGACAUGAUGCCCGCCGGCGUCGAGCAGCUCAGCCUCUUGAUCAACUUCAAGCAAACCAAGAACAGACAAAACACCAGCGUUCCCGUGUCCACGGCCCGCGAGGUCAUCCACAUUCUCCAGCACCACUAUCCCGAGCGUCUGGGCAAGGCGCUAAUCAUCAAUGUGCCGUGGAUUGUCUGGGGCUUCUUCAAGAUCAUCACCCCCUUUCUCGACCCCGUCACCAGCGAGAAGCUCAAGUUCAACGAGAACAUGAAGCAGUACGUCCCCGCCGAACAGCUGUGGAGCGAGGACUGGUCCGGCCAGAUGGACUUUGAAUACGACCACGACACGUACUGGCCGGCCAUCAACACGCUCUGCCAGCAGCGCCGCGAGGCCAAGAUGGCGCGCUGGGUGGCCGCGGGCCGGCUCAUCGGCGAGUCUGAGGACUACCUCUCCGGGGGCGUCGACACGAGCGUCUCCGGCUUCACCUACAAAGAAGAUACCCAGGAGGAGCUCAGCAAGGAGAUGGCAGCUACCAGCUUGGACGAGAAGACGCCCGUGGUGGAGUCGAAGCCGCAGGCUGCCUUGUCGACGUAG
Molecule: messenger RNA, 1080 nt
Organism: Cordyceps fumosorosea ARSEF 2679
Lineage: Eukaryota; Fungi; Ascomycota; Sordariomycetes; Hypocreales; Cordycipitaceae
Product: CRAL/TRIO domain protein
Exons: 2
Coding region: 1-1080 (359 amino acids)
Molecular function (GO): phosphatidylinositol transfer activity
Source: RefSeq, a predicted model, not a curated record